Molecule: messenger RNA, 2064 nt
Organism: Punica granatum (pomegranate)
Lineage: Eukaryota; Viridiplantae; Streptophyta; Magnoliopsida; Myrtales; Lythraceae
Source: RefSeq, a predicted model, not a curated record
UGUGUAUUUUAUCGUUACAUAUCCAUUUUAGGGAUAUAAAAAAUUUGUUGUAUGGCAAGUCUACCCAAAGCAAAAACAGUGAGGCCUUUUGCCUAUGGAGAAACUUUAAAACUCAUCUGUUCUUUCAUGAGAAAUAUGAUAAGUUCUGCAACCAAUCUUCUCAUUAAAAGGAAGCAUUUUAAUGCUUUCGUCAAAAAGUCUAUUAAUAGAUAGUAGUCUAACCUCUGAUAUCACCUCAUUUUAUGUGCUUUCAUAUGAAAAUGAACACUAAACUUGGACAGUGUGGUGUUAUUAUGAAAGCUAAUAUCUAGUUGGGCCUGGGGGUUGGGAUAUUAUGAUAGUCUAGUCAAGGCCCAUCGAGAGGGAUCUCUGCUAUGUUUGAUCAUUGAGCUUAGACUCUAUGAGCUAGUUUUGAGAAUAUGAACUGGGCCGGCGUCUGGCAUGUUUGAUAUCGCUUUCUUAAACCGCAGAAAAGCACCGGAAGGCAUUUCAUUGAAUGUUUUCAAGAAACUGUAUUUGAAACUUAUUUCAGGAACAAGUGCUGAUGUUUUCCAAAACAAUCAAAACUAAAACAAUGUGUAAAAUCGAAAAACUGAAAUAUCGUGGAAAGUUGUUAGCCUUGAGUUUUGUGGAUAGGCCUAGAAGGACCUGAUAUGCUCGGGGGGGUCACAGAAUGUUCUUCCACUGGCAAUGGUGGAAGACAAUCCACUGUACUCCUUUCCUAUUGCCGACAAUUCUCACUAUAUUGAAUGGCACUUGAACGUGCCCAUCUCCUGCCAUGGGGAAGUGGACACUGUGGGGGGACCCUCCCAAAGAAAUUAUGGGUUUGUUAGACUUUGUACGUUCUUUUGCCAGUUGGGUCCAACAUGAAAGUGAAGAACUUGCAAAAUCCUUACACCAGUAUAUCUUAUCAUCUAGUCUUUUGACAUCGCAUGCUCUCAUCGCAGAGCCAAAGGACAGUACUGUGCAUGAGACUCUUACAAUUGCAGUAUCUUGCUCUUUAUCGCUACAAUGGAGAUGAGUUCAUGAUAGGAAAACUACCAGCUCGAUCAUAAGACCGAAGCCAUGCUGAAGCUGAUCGAGGAAGAUGCCGACUCCUUUGCAAAGCGUGCAGAGAUGUACUACAAGAAGAGGCCGGAGCUGAUCAGCCUGGUACAGGACUUCUACCGGGCGCACCGGUCACUGGCAGAACGCUACGAUCAGAUCAAGUCCGAGAGCUCAGCCCGUCUCCUGACCACCUUGGGGUCCCCUUUCUCUGGCGAAAAGUCCCGCCAGGAGAAGCCUGUCCCGACUCCCAUUGUUGACAAGAAUUACGACAGCUACUCCGAAUCCUUCGACCAUGACGAGAAUGCUGAGUCAGAGGUCGAGGACCCCGACGAAGAUAACGGAUCCGAUGGCCCAGAAGUGGAAACGCCUCGCGCACUCCCUAAGCGAGAGCAGGCCCGCAUAGGGAGACUGGCUUCUCCCGGUCGGACAAUCAAGGAGGACGACGGUGAGGAACUGAGGAAGUUGAGGGAUGAGAUUGAGAGGCUGAGCAAGGAGAACCGGGCCCAAAGGGAGCAACUGGAGCAGAAAGAUGAGGAGAAGAGGGAGGUCAUAAGGCAGCUGAGCUUUGCUGUGGGAAUGCUGAAGGAGGAGAAUGCCAGUCUUAGGAAAUCUGUAAAUAAGGUGACCAAGAAGAGGGGCAACUUUGAGGUCAACAACAACAAUAAGGUUAAGGGAGGCUUUCUUAGUAAGUUGUUCCAUGGGUCUUUCUUGAAUUCCCAAGAAACUCUCGUGGCUCUGUAGCUGUAGUUGUAGUAGAAUAUAGUUAUAUAUAUUAUAUAUAUAUAUAGAUGUAUGUGUGUGUGCAUAGGCUUUAUAUGAAGUGGAAGUCUGUAGAUUUACUAUCAUAAUAGGUGAUUUUGGCUGUUGUAAGGGUAGUGUCCUAAUGGGUGUUUUUUAGCUUGUGUCUUAGUAUAAGCAAAUUCACGGUGGCUUUUCAGGAUAAACUGGAGAUUAAAGUAUUUUGUAGCUCCUGUUGGUUCCGUUUAUCCAUAUAUGGUUUAUUUGGCUUUUGUCAAA